Molecule: messenger RNA, 354 nt
Organism: Suillus discolor
Lineage: Eukaryota; Fungi; Basidiomycota; Agaricomycetes; Boletales; Suillaceae
Exons: 1
Coding region: 1-354 (117 amino acids)
Source: RefSeq, a predicted model, not a curated record
AUGUCUUCCCUUGCAAAACUGCCCCCCCUCAUCCAACAUCACUACCAUGACGAUUUGGAGUCGCUUUUUUACAUCUUGGUGCACAUCUGCAUUGAAUUCAGGGGUCCUCUUGGAGUUAGACGUGAUCUCUCAGCUGAUAGGAGUCAAGAAUGGCUACCGCAUCUAUGGUCUGCUGGCACAUUACAAGUGGGCGGCGAUUUGAAGACUUUGUUUUUUUUUGCACCCAAAUGUGCACAAACUCCAGAAACAAUUCCACCCCUACUUCAGGAUGCUACUCCCACUUGCAAUGCAAUGGUACCACCUGAUCAGGAACAAAGGUCCAUUGAAUGCAGUAACAUUCCAGGAGGUCCUUGA